AUGGCGAUCGCCGGCCACAGUCACUGCGCGCAUUCGUUUGUCAUGAUCAAGUCAGACAAUACCCUCAUCGAGUGGAGGUGCCACGUCUGUCAUUGUGGCCCAUUCUGGUUCAUCUGGGAGUGCCGGUACUGCCGCCUUCACACAUGCCGGAGUUGCAUGGACAGCGCCUAA
This is a messenger RNA of Dichotomopilus funicola, 171 nucleotides long. RefSeq lists its product as uncharacterized. The transcript has a single exon. Lineage: Eukaryota; Fungi; Ascomycota; Sordariomycetes; Sordariales; Chaetomiaceae. The record is from RefSeq and is a predicted model, not a curated record. The coding region runs from base 1 to 171 and encodes 56 amino acids.